This is a messenger RNA of Drechmeria coniospora, 1491 nucleotides long. RefSeq lists its product as uncharacterized. Lineage: Eukaryota; Fungi; Ascomycota; Sordariomycetes; Hypocreales; Ophiocordycipitaceae. The transcript is spliced from 4 exons. The record is from RefSeq and is a predicted model, not a curated record. The coding region runs from base 1 to 1491 and encodes 496 amino acids.
AUGAUUGUCCCCGUCGCCUCCGCUCCAUCAAGUGCCGGCCGGAAGAUGACGGGCGACGCACUCACCGCCGACGACGAGGCGUCGAGAGUUGCCAGCCGCGGCGCUUCCUCCACAUCGUCCGCGUCAGAUGGUCGCCGCUCGACGGACAGCCUCGACUCGAUCCCCCCAUCCCCCGCGGAUGACGUGGCGAACCUUGCGCAAUCGGUUCCGCGCCGGUUCAGCGAAUGCAACCAUGAAGCCGUUGCGCGUGUUCAUGUAGGUUUGCACGUCAUUCCCUGCGGCCAUGCCGUUCCCGGACCUCGGCCAGAAGUGCUCAUGGUGAACUCGGUCCCCUCGAUGCAGACGCCCCCGCGUGAUGCCGACGUGGGACGGGAAGAAAAGGAGGCGAUUGCCGAGCCAAGCCCACGGGAAAGAUGGUCCGAGGAGGGCCAUGUUGCCACCAACGGCGGCGACGAGGCCGGGGGGGUGGCCGACGAGCGCCAUGGCGACGCUCCGGAUGGCGGGCUGCCCCUGGUGGAAACGGAACGGAGCAGAUUAAAGCUGCACAUUGAGACGUCGAUGAAGAACAUCCCCGACGAUAGCGACAUCGCCUUGGCCCAUGUUUUUCGAAGCAUGCCGACAGCCGCCGUCGUCACCGUCGGCCUCGACACCAUGGUGGAUAUAAUGGAAGGCCGAUCGGAGCCUUGUCCCAUGAAAAUGCUCAGCUUCGUUCACGUCGUCUACGCAAUGUCCAGCAUCAUAUACGAACAAGACGACGCCCCGAGGUACAACAGGCAAGACUACAUGCGAGUGGUCGGCAUGCUGUGGAAGCCGGUGGACGUCAAAGACGACGAUUUCACCCAACUCACCGACUCGUACCUGUCGCAGCCAGACUUUGAGGGCGGAAAAGGCCAAGGGUGGUCGUCGGACGGUCUGCACAGAAAUCGGUUCGACUCCUUGGUCUUUGUUGCCCAGUACUUCUUGGACGACUUGGAAGACUCGGCGCUCGACGACGAGAACCGAACGGAGGUCCAGGCGGCCGCCUUGUGCCUGGAGCAUCUCCGAGACGCCAGCUUGGAUGCGCUCGACGAGGGCGAUUACAAGACGGCGGCCUGCGACACGCUGACGGUGCUCGGGCGGCGGUACGGCGGCGUUGCCGGGUGGCAAGGGGCCGUGGGGGAGAUUCUGGACGACGUCUUGAAGCACUUUGUCACCCCGCGGCGGCUCGAGCUCGACUUGAUGCGAGUCGGCAAGAUGCGUCUCUCGCCGGGCGUUUACUGGGACGAGUACAUACCCUUUGUGCGGAGCCAGGUGGAUUCGCUGUUCGUCUCGUUCCACUUUGACGUCGUCGACAGCAACCCGCGACUGCGAUACUACCGGCACAGCCUGUUCUUGAUGAAGUUUAUUCUACAGUACCCCGAACCUGACGAAACGCUCAUCUUGGGCUAUUUCCAGGACGACGACUCCGACUGCACCGUCAACUUGUUCGUCGACGACGAGGACGCCGAAUGA